AAUACAAUAUAAAAUUCUAUGGUUUAUGUUUAUAACAUAACCUGAUUUUAACUUUAAUAUGUUUAAUAUAUAAUUGAGAAUUGUGAAGAAUUAGCGAUUAUAAUAAAAAUGUCUACUAAAAGUGAUAAAAACAUAGUUGAUCUUUUUCGAGAUAAAAAGAUGGUGAAAAUAUGUGCUCCUAUGGUACGUUACAGCAAACUUCAAUUCAGAAACUUGGUAAAAUUUUAUGAUUGUGACUUAACGUUUACUCCAAUGAUCUUAGCAGAUUCAUUUUGUCAAAGUGAGAAAGCUAGAAGAAACGAGUUCAAGACAAAUUCAUUGGAUGAUCCACUAGUGAUACAAUUUGCAGCUAAUACAGUUCAUGAUUUUGUUGGUGCAGCUUAUUUGGCAGCACCUUAUUGCAAUGGAGUAGAUUUGAAUUGUGGUUGUCCCCAAAAAUGGGCCAAAGACCAAGAAUUGGGAUGUGAAAUUUUGAAAAAACCAGAAUUACUUUAUGACAUUGUUAGACAGUGUAGAAACCGCAUUCCAAAACCCUUUUCAGUUAGUGUUAAAAUAAGACUCUUAUAUGAUAUUAAAGAAACUGUUGAGAUAUGUAGGCAAUUAGAAAAAUGUGACGUGAGUUUUUUAACAGUUCAUGCCCGCUAUCCUCAACAGAGUGUAGGAGAAAUUAAUAGAGAUGCUUUACGACUGAUAAGAGAAAGCUGUGAUAAGCCCGUAGUAGGUAAUGGUGGUAUAACAACAUUAGAAGAUUGCUUCAAAUUACAUGAGUACACAGGAUGUAGUGGUGUUAUGGUUGCUAAUGGGAUAUUAACAAACCCAACAUUGUUUGCUAAUAAUCCCCUUACAACAAUAGAUUGUGUACAAAACUGGUUAGAUAUUUGUUAUAAUAGUACCAUAACAUUGGACAAGUAUGCCAAAGAACAGGAACAUCCAAGUUGUACUAUUCCAGAAAGACCUCCAAACCUUAUAUUUCAGUGUUUUCAUCAUCAUUUAGUUUUUAUGUUGGAAAAGUUGCUACCAAGAAAGAAAAGACAGUAUUUCAAUAAUUUGAAAACAUUUAGUUCUGUUUUACAAUUUUUAGAUGAUACUUUUUGUAUUAGACCAAGAUUAUUUGAACCCGAAAAAUUUUUAAAAUAUCUUACUUUAAAUUUGGAUUAUAGUGAUAGACAUAGUAUGUAUGAAAACUUAAAACCUAACAAUUUACAUAUUGAAGAUGUGUUUAGUAUAUAUGACCCUCAGAAUACAGAUGGGAAAUACUUUUCAACAAAAACUAAGUCUGAAAAUUGUGAUUGGUCAGACAUAUUCCUUGAAAAUGGGUAACUCACAUUGAAUAAGGAAUUUAAUUGAUUCAUUUGAUUGAUUAGUUGAAAUAAAUUUAGUAGGGAAGUCUCAUUAAUUCUGACAAAUCAUAAUAUCUCUUUCUAAGUAUCGUUACUACCAAUUUUUUAAAUUUUGCAAAUUAUAUUCCAUGCAAAAAUUCUAUGGUUGAAUUGUGAUUGUAAUAAUAAUAGAUAAUGUAGCUUUUCUUCUAAUUCCUUUUAUAUUAUUUUUACAGUGAAAACUCGUUAAUACGGACUAUCAAAUUUGAUGAAAUAAAUAUACAUACCUUUAAAUUAUGAUUACCAUAUAUUUCAACUUUAAAGUCAUUUAAACAGUGUCAUCUUUUACCAAUUUCUCAAUAAAUAUUAAUUAUCUUCGAUUUUUUACUGCUUAGACCAUUUUAUAUGUUUUUCAGAAUAAUUUAUCUUGACUUUAGGUCUGUUCUAUGAAAAUCAGUUGAAAAUAAAAUACUGGAAAAUAGAUUAGAGGCAGUAUCAAUGUAUUACAAGAACUACAAAAACUGCAAAAGACUUGGAACAAAAAGUGUCAAAUAACACAUGUUAUUUUAAACUAAUUUUUCAUAGAAAACACAAAAAAUCAUCACGAAUAUUAUAUAUUAAUUUUUAUUGAUAUCAUUGAUUUUCAUAAUUACCUAGAUAAAUGUAAUUAUGCAAUAUUGAAUACAUAAAAAUAUCUCUUUUUUUCAUAAAUUCAAUUAUCCCAGCUGUUGAAAAAAAAAACAGAUGAACCUCUGUUAAAAUAAGUCACGGAGAAUCAUGUUGAAAUGAUAUGCCAUCAAAGACGACCGGUCUGGACACCCCUCUACCAGCAAGAUCAACGAAAAUGUGUGUGUGAGUGACAAAUUUAUUCAAUAGUGGUCGUAGGAUGAGUAUUAGAAUAAAUGCUAAAAAAUUGAGUAUUUAUCAAACCCAAGUUUUUGGGAUCGUGACAGUUAACUUAGCCAUGAAGUUGGUGCCGAGUGUCGAGAGUAAAAGGCUAACUGGCAAGUGAUCUCCCAGGAUCUUUUUGGCCCCAUCAGAAGUCCAGUCCAGCGUUCCUGAAGGCUUACAAAAACUGGAACACUCAUUGACAGCAGUUUGUAGAUGUGGAAUGGUGCUAUAUUGAAAAGUUCUAAUCGUCUUUAUUAUUUUUAUGAAUAAAUAUUUGAAAACAUAAUCCCAUUAAUUUCACGACGCUGUAUAUAGAAUAUAGUUCAUUUCAUUCAAGUGAACUGAAAUUAAAAAAAGAGAACUGUAUUUUUCAAAUCAAUAGAAACUGAUUAUGAACAGUUAGUUUUCUUGCCUCUUUAAUAAUUUUGAUUUUGUGUAUGGUGAUAAAUAAAUGUUGAGUUACAA
This is a messenger RNA of Diorhabda sublineata, 2675 nucleotides long. RefSeq names its product tRNA-dihydrouridine(20a/20b) synthase [NAD(P)+]-like (gene Dus4). Gene Ontology annotation, molecular function: flavin adenine dinucleotide binding; tRNA dihydrouridine synthase activity. The record is from RefSeq and is a predicted model, not a curated record. Gene Ontology annotation, biological process: tRNA processing. The transcript has a single exon. NCBI's taxonomy places the organism in Eukaryota, Metazoa, Arthropoda, Insecta, Coleoptera, Chrysomelidae. The coding region runs from base 109 to 1320 and encodes 403 amino acids.